Messenger RNA from Cavia porcellus (domestic guinea pig), 1482 nucleotides. RefSeq names its product acid phosphatase 4 (gene Acp4). Gene Ontology annotation, molecular function: acid phosphatase activity; protein tyrosine phosphatase activity; receptor tyrosine kinase binding. Gene Ontology annotation, cellular component: postsynaptic membrane; lysosome. The record is from RefSeq and is a predicted model, not a curated record. Gene Ontology annotation, biological process: negative regulation of ERBB4 signaling pathway; regulation of neuronal synaptic plasticity; lysosome organization. NCBI's taxonomy places the organism in Eukaryota, Metazoa, Chordata, Mammalia, Rodentia, Caviidae. The coding region runs from base 143 to 1423 and encodes 426 amino acids. The transcript has 11 exons.
AAAAGGGUUAAUGGCGGGCAGGCAUGCGGAGCACGAGAGGUGGGGGCAUGCUGGGGCCUGUGCCCCUGGAGGGGCCGGGCCAGAGUAAAUGAGCAGGUGAGGCUGGGCACAGACGGGCUGAGCUCAGCGUCUAGGCCCUGUGAUGAUGGCCAGGCAGGGCUGUGGGGGCCACACGGCCGGGCUGCUCCUGCUUCUGCUUCUGCUGCUGCCCCGGGCUCUGUUGGACGGACCCCUGGUGUUUGUGGCUCUGGUGUUCCGCCAUGGCGACCGAGCCCCACUGGCCUCCUACCCCACUGACCCGCACAAGGACGCCGCCUCCACCCUAUGGCCAAGAGGCCUGGGCCAGCUGACCGAGGAGGGAGUUCAACAGCAGCUGGAGCUGGGCCGCUUCCUGCGGAGGCGCUACAAGGCCUUCCUGAGCCCUGAAUACCGGCGGGAGGAGGUGUACAUCCGCAGCACGGACUUCGACCGCACGCUGGAGAGUGCCCAGGCCAUCCUGGCUGGGCUUUUCCCCGAGGCGUCCCCCAGGGGCUCGGAGGCUGACUGGAGGCCCAUCCCUGUGCACACAGUGCCCGUGGCUGAGGAUAAGCUGCUGAGGUUCCCCAUGCGCAGCUGUCCCCGGUACCAGGAGCUGCUGCGGGAGUCCACGGAGGCAGCCGAGUACCAGGAGGCAGUGGAGGGCUGGACGGACUUCCUGAGUCGCCUCAGCAACUUCACAGGGCUGACACUGGUGGGGGAGCCGCUCCGGAAGGCCUGGAAGGUUCUGGACACAUUGAUCUGUCAGCGAGCCCAUGGCCUUCCCCUCCCACCCUGGGCCUCCCCGGAUGUCCUGAGCACGCUUGGCCAGAUCUCAGCAUUGGACAUCAGGGCCCAUGUGGGGCCACCUCGGGCAGCAGAGAAGGCCCAGCUGACUGGGGGGAUUCUGCUGGAUGCCAUCCUGGCCAACUUCUCCCGGGUCCAGAGCCUGGGGCUGCCCCUCAGGAUGGUCCUGUACUCAGCUCAUGAUAGCACACUGCUGGCUUUGUACGGGGCCUUGGGCCUCUACGACGGGCACACCCCACCCUACGCUGCCUGUCUCGGCUUCGAGUUCCGGAGCUAUGUCGGGGACCUGGAAGAUGAAGAUGGAGGGAACAUCACCAUCUCCCUCUUCUACCGCAAUGAAACCCACCGUCCACCCCUGUCCCUCAGUGUUCCUGGGUGUCCUGCGCCCUGCCUGCUAGGGCGCUUUCGCCAGCUGACAGCUCCCGCCAGGCCUCCGGCCCGUGGGGCCAUUUGCCAUGGCUCUUCUAGGCCUGCCACUGCCCCAGCCGCCACAGUGCCCCUGCUGGCUGGAGCUGUGGCUGUGCUGGCGGUGCUCAGCCUGGGGCUGGGCCUCCUGGCCUGGAGACCCAGCUGCCUGCGGGCCCUGGGGGGGACAGUGUGAGUGGGAAUGGGGCAGCCCUUGCCUAGCAGACACUGGACCCAACAUGUGUGCUCACCUGC